This is a messenger RNA of Agelaius phoeniceus (red-winged blackbird), 5690 nucleotides long. The record is from RefSeq and is a predicted model, not a curated record. Lineage: Eukaryota; Metazoa; Chordata; Aves; Passeriformes; Icteridae.
AUGUCAGCGCGCGGCCGCUGCGCCCGGGUGCUCCCCUCCGAGCUGAACAAGGUGUGCCCCGAGAGAGGAGAUGAGCCUGCCACGCACCCCAGCAGGAUGAGCGACUUCGAGGUGGUCCCCAACCUGCAGCAGAGCAGCAGCAGUGUCUCCAGGAGCAGGAGAAAGGCUCAUUUCCCCGCUGGCAGCAAUGAAAAGGAAAAUCUCAUCUCCUGGAUUCCUGAAAACAUCCGAAAGAAGGAAUGCACCUAUUUUGUGGAAAGCUCCCAGACAUCAGAUUCUGGGAGGAUCGUUUGUGAGUGUGGCUAUCUCAGGGAACAGCACCUGGAUGAUGCUGCCAAACCUCCCAUCUUCCUGGGGAAGGAAUGGGACCCCAGCAGGCACAUCCAGGAAAUGCCAACGGAUGCCUUCGGUGAUAUCCGCUUCACAGGGCUGGGACAGAAGACAGGGAAGUACGUGCGUGUCUCCUCGGAUACCCCCCCAAGGGUCAUCUACCACCUCAUGACACAGCACUGGGGCCUCGACCCCCCCAACCUGCUCAUCUCAGUCACUGGGGGAGCCAAAAACUUCGUCAUGAAGCCAAGGCUGAAGAACAUCUUCCGGCAAGGGCUGGUCAAGGUGGCCCAGACCACAGGAGCCUGGAUCAUCACAGGGGGGUCCCACGCUGGUGUGAUGAAACAGGUGGGAGAGGCAGUGCGGGACUUCAUGCUGAGCUGCAGCCACAAGGAGGGCGACAUUGUCACCAUUGGCAUUGCCACCUGGGGGACCGUGUACAACCGCGAGAGCCUCGUCUGCCCCAUGGGGGGCUUUCCUGCUGAGUACGUGCUGGAUGAGGAGAACCAGGGCAGCCUGUCCUGCCUGGACAGCAACCACUCCCACUUCAUCCUGGUGGAUGACGGGACCCACGGGAGGUACGGGGUGGAAAUCCCCCUGAGGACCAGGCUGGAGAAGUUCAUUUCAGAGCAGACCAAGGUGAAAGGAGGUGUUGCCAUCAAGAUCCCCAUCGUGUGUGUGGUGCUGGAAGGAGGCCCUGGGACUCUUGAUACCAUCUACAAUGCCAUCACCCACGGGACCCCCUGUGUGAUCGUGGAAGGGUCGGGGCGCGUGGCCGAUGUCAUCGCGCAGGUGGCCAACCUGCCCGUGGCCAAGAUCACCAUCGCCCUGAUCCAGAGCAAGCUCAGUGUCCUCUUCCAGGACACCUACGAGCUCUUCACUGAGAGCAAACUGGUGGAGUGGACCAAGAAGAUCCAAGACAUAGUGCGGAGCCGGCAGCUCCUGACCAUCUUCAGAGAGGGCAAAUAUGGCCAGCAGGACGUGGAUGUGGCCAUCCUCCAGGCCCUCUUCAAAGCAUCCCGAAACCAGGACCACUUUGGUCGGGAGAACUGGGACCACCAGCUGAAGCUGGCCGUGGCCUGGAACAGGGUGGACAUUGCCCGAAGUGAGAUCUUCACAGAUGACCACGACUGGAAGCCCUCAGAUCUCCACCCCGUGAUGGCAGCUGCCCUGAUUUCCAACAAACCCGAGUUUGUGAAGCUGUUCCUGGAGCAGGGAGUGCGCCUCAAGGAUUUUGUCACCUGGGACACCCUGGUUUACCUCUACGACAACCUGGCGCCGUCCUGCCUGUUCCACAGCAAGCUGCAGAAGGUGCUGCUGGAGGAGAGGGAGCACACGGCCGGCUCCAAGGUGCCGAGGCUGCAGAUGCACCACGUCUCGCAGGUGCUGCGGGAGCUGCUGGGCUGCUCCACGCAGCCGCUCUACCCCAAGCCCAAGCAGGCGGAGCGGCCCCGGCUCUCCAUCCCCGUGCCGCACAUCAAGCUGAACGUGCAGGGCUCCAGCCUCAGGUCCCUCUACAAGCGCUCUCCUGGCCGAGUCACCUUCACCAUGGACCCCGUGCGGGACCUGCUCAUCUGGGCCGUGGUGCAGAACCGCAGGGAGCUGGCAGAAAUCAUCUGGGCACAGAGCCAGGACUGCAUGGCAGCUGCACUGGCCUGCAGCAAAAUCCUGAAGGAGCUGGCCAAGGAGGAGGAGGACACGGACACCACUGAUGACAUGAUGGCCCUGGCUGAGGAGUAUGAGCACAAAGCAAUCGGUGUGUUCACAGACUGCUACCGCAAGGACGAAGAGAGAGCCCAGAAGCUUCUCACCCGUGUCUCUGAGGCCUGGGGGAAGACAACCUGCCUGCAGCUGGCCUUGGAGGCCAAGAACAUGAAUUUUGUGUCACAUGGGGGCGUUCAGGCUUUUCUAACCAAGGUCUGGUGGGGGAAGCUGUCUGUGGACAAUGGCCUUUGGAGGGUGAUCACGUGCAUGCUGUUCUUCCCACUGCUCUACACCAACCUCAUCACCUUCAGGUAUUCUGCCUCCCCCUGCAGCUGGCUGGCUGGGGAGAGAUGCUGUGGCACCUCCUGAGCAGCUGAACCCACGUCCAUCCCCUGCAGCAGGGAGAAGAGGCUGCAGCCACCCAUGAGCUGCCUGGCGCGCCUCCGAGCCUUCUUCACAGCGCCCAUCGUCAUCUUCCUCAUGAACACCCUCUCCUACUUCACCUUCCUCCUGCUCUUCGCCUAUGUGCUGAUGGUUGACUUCCAGCCCGCGCCCUCCUGGCGGGAGUACCUCAUCUACUUCUGGCUCUUCUCCCUGGUGUGCGAGGAGACCCGCCAGCUGUUGUAUGAUCCAGAUGGACUCGGGGUUGUGAAAAUGGCUUCCCUGUACAUCAAGGACUUCUGGAAUAAGCUGGAUAUCUGUGCCAUCCUGGUCUUCAUUGCAGGGCUGACUUGCAGGCUGAUCCCAUCAACGUUAUACCCUGGGCGCAUCAUACUGUCCCUGGCUUUCAUCAUUUUCUGCCUGCGCCUGAUGCACAUUUUCACAGUCAGCAGAACACUGGGGCCCAAGAUCAUCAUUGUGAAGCGCAUGAUGAAGGAUGUCUUCUUCUUCCUCUUCCUGCUGGCAGUGUGGGUGGUGUCCUUUGGGGUGGCCAAGCAGGCUAUCCUGAUCCACAAUGAGGAGCGCGUGGAGUGGCUUUUCCGUGGCGUGGUCUACCAUUCCUACCUGACCAUCUUCGGGCAGAUUCCCUCCUACAUCGAUGGGGUCAACUUCAACAUCGACCAGUGCAGCCCCAACGGGACUGACCCCUACAAGCCCAAGUGCCCGGAGACAAACGGGGACAACAAGACCCCCAUCUUCCCAGAGUGGCUGACAGUCAUCCUGCUGUGCCUGUACCUGCUCUUCACCAACAUCCUCCUCCUCAACCUCCUCAUUGCCAUGUUCAACUACACCUUCCAGCAGGUGCAGGAGCACACGGACCAGAUCUGGAAGUUCCAGAGGCACGACCUGAUCCAGGAGUACCACGGCCGCCCGCCCGCGCCGCCGCCCCUCAUCCUGCUCAGCCACCUGCAGCUCCUGCUGCGCCGGGGCCUGCUCCGCCAGCCUGCCACCCACCACAAGCUCAAGGAGAAGCUGGAGAAGAACGAAGAAGCUGCCCUGCUCUCGUGGGAGAUGUACCUGAAGGAGAGCUACCUGCAGCACCAGCAGUGCCAGGAGAAGCAGAACACGGAGCAGAUGAUCCGGGACAUUGCACAGAGGGUUGAUGUGCUGGCAGAGCUGCUGGACUUGGACAGGGUGAAGAGGACGGGGGUAGUGGAGCAAAGACUGGGCUCUCUGGAGGACCAGGUGCAUCAGAGCGCCCAGGCCCUGCGCUGGAUGAUGCAGGCGCUGCGGGGCAAUGGCUUCAGCUCGGCGGAGGAUGCGCCGCCCGUGGGCUCCUCCACAGCCCUGGGCACCAAGGAGAUUGCCCUGGAGGGAAGAGCUGAGGAGAGGCAGCCCCCGUGCCAUGUGCUGGCCCGGAACCUCCUGUAUCCAGGGUCCCACAUUCUCCGCUUCCCUGUGCCCGAUGAGAAGGUGCCCUGGGAGGUGGAUUUCCCGCUCUAUGACCCCCCUGCCUACUCGGCUGAGCACAAGGACAUGGCAGUGCAGGACCCCUUCAGCCUCUCCUUGGAGUCUCUGCUGAAGAUCAACUACAACACCAUGGACGGGCUGAUCGACCGGCAGAGCUUCCACGGGCUGUACACCGUGCAGGACGGGCUGCCACUGAACCCCAUGGGCAGGACGGGGCUGAGAGGCCGUGGGAGGCUGCACUGCUUUGGGCCCAACCAUGCCCUGCACCCCGUGGUGACCCGCUGGAGGAGGAACUUGGAUGGGUCCAUCAUAAGGAAGAGCCUGAAGAAGAUGCUGGAAGUCCUGGUGGCCCAAUACCCCCUGUCAGAUGUGUGGGCUCUGCCUGGGGGCUCCCUGGAGCCAGGGGAGACGCUGCCACUGAAGCUCAAGUGGAUCCUGCGCAGGGAGUUCUGGCCCCAGUUCCAGAACCUGCUGAAACAAGGCACUGAGGUGCACAAGGGGUACCUGGACGACCCCCGGAACACGGAUAACGCCUGGGUGGAGACGGUGGCCAUCAGCGUGCACUUCGACACCCAGCACGACCUGGAGAUGAAGCGGCUGAACUCGUUCCUCCAGGGCUGUGACCCCGAGCUGUGCAUCCGCUGGCAGGUGCUGGACAAGAGGAUCCCCCUGCACGCCAACCACAAGGAGCUCCUGCACAAGGUCUCAACUCUCCUUGGUGCCUACUACUGAGGCUUCCUGCCUCCCAGGCUCUGGCUGGGACCUGCAGCUCUGAGAACACGGGAGCUGCUGGAGCUGAGGUGCUCUGGGUGUCUGUGUGAAUGUAUGCUGCAGGUCUCUGGGAGGAAAAGUGUCCCCUCCCUGCCACCUGAGCCACCAAGUUCAGCCCCAGCUGCUGUCUUGGUGCUUCCACAUCAGCCCCCAGCACUAGCCCAGAGCUUGGGCCACACAGAGCCACAGGGCUUUUCCUGUGACAUGGUCCUUCUGUCCACUCCAGCCUGCUCUCGGCUUUGGGGUGGGCACUGGGGGCUCACCAGCCCCAGCUACCCCUCCUCCAGAAUCUCCAUCCCUGCUCCCUGCUCCUGCUCCGAGCCCUGGCAGCCCCAGUGCCACAGAUCCCAAAGGAUUGCUCUGGGGGAGGCCUGGAGCCACUCCUGUGGUGGCUGCACCCGUACCUCUGGUUGCCUCAGACCCAACAACAUGGUCCUGAGCUGUGAGCCAGCACUCCUGAAGGUGUGAGCAGCUCUUGGCUUGUAUACCUAUGGUUUCACAGCCCUGCACAGGCCCACCUGCCAUGCCCCAACCUGUGUGUGAUCCUGCUUGUGUAUGCUGAGCACUGGCUUGUACUUCCCUCCUCUCUCUGAGCUAAGCGUCACCUGCCUGUCCCCACCCCUCGUGCACACGGGUAGGAGGUGGCAGCUUGCUGGGACACAGGUGCUCCCUGCUCUGUGGUUCCUUGGGCAGGUGGGGACAGGAGAGGGGACAUCUGUGUGUCAAUCCCAGACAUCCCUGCUUUUUAGGGGUCUUUCACUCACGUUUUCUGCUGCCAGUGGACACAUUUCCUGAUCAUCCAGAAGAGCCCCACAGCAGCGUGUUAUGCCUGGCACUGCUCAGGAGGGGAUUUUAGUCCCCCACCUCCUCCCCGUGGAUCAGACCCUGGCCAGCCAAGGCUGCUCAUCCCACGCUGGUGGCCAUCAGAGCACAACUGCACUUUCACCAGUGCUGCACGGGGCUUUGGCAAGGGGAGGGGGCUCAGUCUGGCAAUGUGUUCAACCCAGCUCAAUAAACCAUUAUUAACCACUGCA